This is a messenger RNA of Dioszegia hungarica, 1161 nucleotides long. Its product is annotated as putative transferase CAF17, mitochondrial. Gene Ontology annotation, cellular component: mitochondrial matrix. The transcript has 4 exons. Bases 1 to 1161 code for a protein of 386 amino acids. The record is from RefSeq and is a predicted model, not a curated record. Lineage: Eukaryota; Fungi; Basidiomycota; Tremellomycetes; Tremellales; Bulleribasidiaceae. Gene Ontology annotation, molecular function: protein binding.
AUGCGCCCUCUCACUACCUGCCACCGCUGCCGCGGCCUCAUCGCGCAGAGCCGACAAGCCUCUUCCUCGGCUCCAGCUGCCCAAGCAGCCCGACUGAGCCGUAAAUCCGUCCUAGAGAUCUCGGGACCCGAUACCCAAAAGUUCCUCAAAGGUCUGACCUGCAAAGACGUCGAGCCCAUCCAAGGCGGCUAUAGUGGAUUUCUCAAUGCCAGCGGACGAGUCCUCCAUGAUGUCUUUAUAUUCCCCGUCCAGCCGGACCGAUAUCUCAUAACUCACGAAUCACCGCCGAAUCACCCGGCCCCUCUCCAGAAAUACCUGCAGCCAUUCAAGCUCCGCUCGAAAGUCCGCUUCAAGGAUGUUUCGGCUGAGUGGGAUGCGUGGGGGAUGUGGGGAGUAGAAGCGGGGUCAAAGCCGGAGAGGAAGUGGAAGGCGGGGAGUCUGGGCGCGGCGGAGGCGAGCUGGUCUUGGCCGGAUGGGAUCGCCGAUCUGGGCUUGCGGAGUCAGGAGGUGGGGUGCUGGGAUCUGCGGGCGGGCGUUGAUGGGCUAGGGCAACAGAUCUUGGUCCCAGCUGGGAGUGAACCUCUUGGAACAAUCAGCUCCGAGAGCGACUAUCACUUGAACCGAAUGCGGCUGGGAAUACCAGAAGGCCCACAGGAGCUGGUGUCCGAGGCGGCACUACCGAUGGAGAGCUGUAUGGACGUGCACGGAGGAGUCGACUUCCGGAAAGGCUGUUAUGUGGGCCAAGAGUUGACGGUCCGGACGUAUCAUACCGGCGCGACGAGGAAGCGGAUCCUGCCUAUAAGCCUCUUCCCUCUUCGAUCGGAUAGCGCUCUGCCUGCCGAUUUGUCGCCCGGGGAGGCCUUGACUCCAGGCACAUUCGGCGAGGUCACCUACCAUCCUCCGGCCAGCUCAUCAACGAAGAAGCCCAAAUCAGCCGGCAAGAUCCUGUCCCUCCACGACACGUAUGGGAGUGUCGGACUGGGUCUGCUCAGGCUGGAAAUGGUCGAGCGGACAUGGUGGAACCAGGCCCCGUGCGCGAGCGUCGACGAGUGGCUCAAUGGCGGAUCAGCGAGAUUGACGACUGUUAUGAGCGGGACAGAGUAUGGUGUAUAUGUAGGCAAAGCGGAAGCGUAUGCCGCUUCCCUGGGUAUUGAUCCAUAG